This is a messenger RNA of Fundulus heteroclitus (mummichog), 2449 nucleotides long. Its product is annotated as sodium-dependent neutral amino acid transporter B(0)AT2. The transcript has 13 exons. The record is from RefSeq and is a predicted model, not a curated record. Lineage: Eukaryota; Metazoa; Chordata; Actinopteri; Cyprinodontiformes; Fundulidae. Gene Ontology annotation, biological process: sodium ion transmembrane transport. Gene Ontology annotation, cellular component: membrane. The coding region runs from base 205 to 2178 and encodes 657 amino acids.
CGUCACGAGUAGGUGUGGCGUGUGAUUGUUCUUGCAUCAGGCGGAAGGAACUCGCGUGGGGUUCGUGUGAGAAGAACACGCGGGGAAGGCCAUGAGCAAUUUGGGUUCUGAGCGGCACGUGCGCAAACGGAAGGACAACGGAUCUCCGGCUCCGGUCCUUCCCGCCUCUCGUCUACCUGUUUGCUCGCUGCUGGAGGUCCGCAGAUGGAGAAGCAGCCUCUGCCAGCCGAUGACGACCAGACGGGAGCCGUGGAGCCGGGGGCCGACAGGAGCCCCGAGGCCACGCAGCAGGCCUCCUCCGAGCCGCCGUCACGAGCAGGCUGGAACAGCAAGGUGGAAUAUUUCCUGGCCCAGGUGGGAUUCAGCGUCGGGCUCGGCAACGUCUGGAGGUUUCCAUACCUGUGCCACCAGAAUGGAGGAGGAGCUUUUCUCCUGCUCUACGUGCUGCUGAUGCUGGUUGUGGGAAUCCCCCUGUUCUUCCUGGAGCUGGCAGCCGGUCAGGACAUCCGACAGGGAAGCAUCGGGGUGUGGAAGUACAUCUCCCCAAAGCUGGCGGGAAUCGGCUACUCCAGCUGUGUGGUGUGCUUCUUCGUGGCGCUCUACUACAACGUCAUCCUCGCCUGGAGUCUCUUCUAUCUGGGAAACUCCUUCCAGUCGCCGCUGCCAUGGCAGCAGUGUCCUAAGCAGGGAAAUAUAACGGAAAGGGAAUGCGAAGAGAGCUCGCCCACCUCGUAUUUCUGGUACCGCAGAGCCUUGAACAUCACGGACUCCAUCGACGAGGUGGGCUCCUUCAACCCGUACAUCGUGGGCUGCCUGUUGGCCGCCUGGAUCAUCGUGUGCCUGGGGAUGUUUAAGGGCAUCAAGUCAUCUGUCAAGGUGAUGUACUUCUCCUCCAUCUUUCCGUACGUGGUGCUCGUCUGCUUUCUGGUGGGAGGCCUCAUGCUGGACGGCGCCUCAGAGGGGAUCGCCUUCAUGUUUUACCCCAAGCUGGAGAUCUGGGCGGACAUCCAGGUGUGGCGGCAGGCGGCCACGCAGGUGUUCUUCGCGCUGGGCCUGGGCUUCGGCUCCAUCAUCGCCUACUCCUCCUACAACCCCAAGAACAACAACUGCCACCGCGACGCCUUCACCGUGUCCUUCAUCAACUUCCUGACGUCCGUGCUCGCCACGCUGGUCGUCUUCGCUGUGCUCGGGUUCCGCGCCAAGAAACGGGCCCUGAGCUGCGUGGCCAGUAACGUGAAGGAGCUGCUGCAGCUGCAUCAGGACGGCCUUGUGAAUUCGUCCCUGAUGCCCGCCUUCAACCACUCUGACCCGAACUCUCUGGGUCUGGACGGCUACAGGUCCUGGUUUAACCAACAUGGCGGCAGCGUUCCUGUCAAUCUAACGGCCUGUGAUCUGGAGAAAGAGAUGCAGACGGGCGUGGAGGGGACGGGUCUGGCUUUCAUCGCCUUCACGGAGGCCAUGACGCUGCUGCCCGGCAGCCCCUUCUGGUCGGCCCUCUUCUUCCUCAUGCUGCUCAACCUGGGCCUCAGCACCAUGUUCGGCACCAUGGAGGGCAUCCUGGCGCCGCUCAGGGACCGCUUCCGCUCUCUGGCCAAACACAAGACCAAACUCACAGUGGUCAGCUGCCUCGUCGGCUUCCUCAUCGGCCUGCUCUUCACCCAGCGCUGCGGCAACUACUUCGUGACGAUGUUCGACGACUACUCGGCCACCCUGCCGCUCAUCAUCGUGGUGGUGUUUGAGACCUUCAGCGUGUCGUGGCUCUACGGAGCCGACAGGUUCCUGGACGACAUCGAGGCGAUGCUGGGCUGGCGGCCGUCCGUCGUUUACAAAUACCUGUGGAAGUACGUGUGCCUGCUGGCCAUGUUGGGGCUGCUGGCCGCCACCACCAUCCGCAUGUUCAUGGAGACGCCGACGUACAUGUCCUGGAACCAGGAAACGGCGUCGGAGGUCCAUCUGCCGUAUCCCGGUUGGGCUCUGGCGGUUCUGGCCCUGUUGAUCGUCUUCGCCAUGCUGCCGGUGCCCGUGGGUUUUAUCUACUCGGUUCUGCAGGACCGGAGAAAACCGACCCACAGGGACACGGAGACGGGUCACUACAGCAUCGUUAACACGGAUGAAACCCCGAUGACCGACCUUUCUGUGCCCGACCGACGGAACGGCUUCACCGCUGCUGAAUCCUAGACAAACUAACCACAACUAAGCAGUAAUAACUUUAUAUUUACUAUUUUCAGACAUUUUUUAAUUAACAGCUUCUAGCUGCAUACAGGCAGCAAAACUUUCCUUUUAAAAGUAUUUAAUAAGUAUUUAAUAACCAACUUAAAUUAAAUCCAUGGCGAUCCGGGGGAUCACGGUUUUCCUAAAUUUCAUUAUUUUCUAUUUAGUACGACUUUUAAAAAGUCAAUAUUUAGCAACAUGAAGAUUUCAGUGUGGAUGUGACGCGUUUGGAUGCUGC